Messenger RNA from Egretta garzetta (little egret), 2524 nucleotides. RefSeq names its product dual specificity phosphatase 16 (gene DUSP16). The transcript is spliced from 7 exons. The coding region runs from base 441 to 2435 and encodes 664 amino acids. Lineage: Eukaryota; Metazoa; Chordata; Aves; Pelecaniformes; Ardeidae. Gene Ontology annotation, biological process: protein dephosphorylation; negative regulation of MAPK cascade. Gene Ontology annotation, cellular component: nucleus; cytoplasm. The record is from RefSeq and is a predicted model, not a curated record. Gene Ontology annotation, molecular function: protein tyrosine/threonine phosphatase activity; MAP kinase tyrosine/serine/threonine phosphatase activity.
GCUGGCCUUUGUAUGUGGACCACCCUGUGUCAUCCUGUUCAGCCCAUUUGAAUUUUGACUUAAAUGUAGGCUCUUAGUCUGGUGUAAAGCUGAUGGGUGGGAGCAAAGGUAAAGAAUGAUGUAAUGCAGCGGCAGCCAGAAAGCAUCUUUUGUUUGAAUUGUGAAAUGGCUACUCCAUAGUCAUCUCCCGAUGAAUCAGAUGUGAGGGGCUGCUUUGUGGAACGAACCCUUUGUAACGGCACAUCAACUGGAAGCAGGAGGAGACAUUCAGUUGAAGAGCUCUUUCUGAAAAUGGGUUUAACUUUUCUUUUGCCAGUCACUACCAGCAUGACCUCAUACACUUCUAGUACAAUGGUGUGGCUAAGCCUUUGAGUACACAGCCAUUACAUCAUCGCAGCAAAUUAAGAGAGGGAGGUGGUGAAAGAGGCCUUAUUGUUGUCAUGGCCGAUGAGAUGAUCAGGACUCAACUCAUUGUCGCCGAGAAGUUGGUGGCUUUGCUGGAGAGUGGUACAGAAAAAUUGCUGCUGAUUGAUAGCCGCCCCUUUGUGGAAUACAAUACGUCCCACAUCUUGGAUGCCAUCAACAUCAACUGCUCCAAGCUUAUGAAGCGGAGGCUGCAGCAGGACAAAGUUUUGAUUACAGAGCUUAUUCAGCAUUCAGCGAAACACAAGAUUGAAAUUGAUUGCAAGCAGGAAGUGGUGGUGUAUGACCAAAGCUCUAAAGAUGUGACCUCUCUCUCAUCUGACUGCUUUCUUACUGUGCUCCUGGGCAAACUGGAGAAGAAUUUCAGCUCUGUGUAUCUGCUUUCAGGUGGAUUUGCCGAGUUCUCCAGCUCUUUCCCCGGUCUCUGUGAAGGAAAAUCCACGCUCGUCCCUACUUGCAUUUCUCAACCCUGCCUACCUGUCUCCAACGUUGGUCCAACCAGAAUCCUGCCACAUCUCUACCUUGGGUGUCAGCGGGAUGUCCUCAACAAGGAGCUGAUGCAGCAGAAUGAUAUUGGCUACGUACUAAACGCCAGCAAUACUUGUCCAAAGCCUGAUUUUAUUCCGGAAUCCCAUUUCCUGAGAGUGCCUGUGAAUGACAGCUUUUGUGAGAAAAUUUUGCCUUGGUUGGAUAAAUCAGUCGAUUUUAUAGAAAAAGCAAAAGCAUCAAAUGGACGAGUGUUAGUGCACUGUUUAGCUGGAAUAUCUCGCUCUGCCACAAUCGCGAUUGCAUAUAUCAUGAAGAGAAUGGAUAUGUCCUUAGACGAAGCUUACAGAUUCGUGAAAGAAAAAAGGCCAACCAUUUCUCCCAACUUCAACUUUCUGGGCCAGCUUUUGGACUUUGAGAAAAAGAUCAAGAACCAGAGCGGUCAGCCUGGACAUAUCAGUAAGCUGAAACUUCUGCACCUGGAGAAAAGCAGCGAGCACGUGCUGGUUGCAGAAGGUGGGCAGAGCAGCCUCUCCGCUAACCAGCUCUGCAUCACCACUACCUCCGAGAUGGUGGAACAGAAGCCGACGGACUGCAGCAGCGCACCACGAGGGCACUUGUCCCCCCUGGAAGAUAGCCCACUGGUGCAGGGCAUAAACGGACUGCACGUCUCCCUGGAUAAGGUGGAGGACAGCAACCGGCUGAAGCGCUCCUUUUCUUUGGAUAUCAAAUCUGUGUCCUACUCGGCAAGUAGCAACUGCAUGACCGCGUCGGUUCAGGGCUUUGCCUCCUCCGAAGACACCCUGGAAUACUACAAACACGCGACUGCUUUAGAGGGCAGCAGCAAGUUGUGUCAGUUCUCCCCUGUCCAGGAGGUCUCGGAGCAGACCCCAGAAACCAGCCCUGACAAAGAGGAAGCAAACCCCCCCAGGAAGCCCCAGAGCGCCUGGCAGCUGGAGAGCCAGAGCAAACGGCAACACCUGGGGAGAGCCAGCAGCAGUGCCACCACGCAGCGGUCGCUCCUGUACCCCCUCCACCGGAGCGGGAGCGUGGAAGACAACUACCGAACGAACUUCUUGUUCGGUCUCUCCACCAGCCAGCAGCAUUUGGCGAAGUCUGCUGCUGGGCUGGGCCUCAAAGGCUGGCACUCGGACAUCUUGGCUCCUCAGACAUCGGCUACGUCCCUUACCAACAGCUGGUAUUUUGCAACCGAGUCCUCGCAUUUCUACUCUGCCUCCGCCAUCUAUGGGAACAGCGCUGCUUACUCUGCCUACAGCUGCAGUCAGCUGCCCACGGGCUGCGACCAGGCCUGCGCUGUGCGCAGGAGGCCGAAGCAGGGCGAUCGAGGUGACUCCCGGCGCAGCUGGCACGAGGAAAGCUCUUUUGAAAAGCAGUUUAAGCGGAGGAGCUGCCAGAUGGAGUUUGGGGAGAGCAUCAUGUCAGACACCAGAUCCAGAGAAGAACUGGGGAAAGUAGGCAGUCAGUCGAGCUUUUCAGGCAGCAUGGAAAUCAUUGAGGUGUCUUGAGGGGCAGCAGGCUUGUGUGACUGUGUCUGAGCUGCUUCCCCCUCCAGGCCGCUCCCCCAGCCUUUGAGAGGUCCCUGUAAAUCUGAACA